Molecule: messenger RNA, 5399 nt
Organism: Bufo bufo (common toad)
Lineage: Eukaryota; Metazoa; Chordata; Amphibia; Anura; Bufonidae
Gene: CDON
Product: cell adhesion associated, oncogene regulated
Exons: 20
Coding region: 639-4310 (1223 amino acids)
Biological process (GO): axon guidance; nervous system development; cell-cell adhesion
Cellular component (GO): plasma membrane; axon
Molecular function (GO): protein binding
Source: RefSeq, a predicted model, not a curated record
UCGCGGACGCUGCAGGCAGUCAGUGCCUCUUCUUGGGGUAUAGAUCCCAUCACACCUGAGCACCCUUCUGCUGGCAUGAAGAGAGGGCUCCAGAUCCCCCAGACCAGGAGGACCAGAACUGGGACCAGGAGCUCUGUCCGCCAGGGACUUCAUACAAAGGAUUGCUACUUCACAAAGUAACUGAGAAGUUCCUGCUCACUGCACAGUCUCUGCGCUGACCUCGUAUCUGGGGCUGGACUUGUCCUAGGGGGAUCCCUUGGCUCGGAGUUAUCCCAAGGAAUUCUCCUGCUUGGGCUUGUCCUGAGAGAAUCCCCUUCUCUGGACUUCGUUUGAGGGGUCUCCUGGUUUCGGCUUGUUCUGAGAGGAUCCCCCUCUGUACUUGGCUUGAGGGGUCUCCUGGUUUGGGCUUGUCCUGAGGGAAUCCUCUUUUCUGGACUUGGCUUGUGGGAUCUCCUGGUUUAGGGUUUUAGCUAAGGUUCUUCUGGCUUGAACUUUCUUCUUGUUUGGAUUUACUAUAAGUGAUGUACUCUGGGAUUAAUCUCAGAUCCUAUGGGCAAAGAGAGCCGGUGUCAGAGACUGUACUGGCUUCUCCCUGCUCUCCCAGACAUUUGCCCUGUGCAUCGGUGUGACCCGGCGCUAUGCAUCUUGGACUGUGGCAUCUGCUGCUUUGUCUCUCACUUCUGUCCACAAGGGCUGAUUCAGAUGUGACUCUUCGCUUUCUGUCUGAACCCCUUUCCACUGUCCAGAAGCCGGGGAGUGUGGUGACAUUAUUAUGUUCUGCAGAGUCACCACAGCUACACAUUUCAUGGUUAUUUAAUGAAAAGUUGUUGGACAGACGACAAAGCCAGGAUGUGGUCAUUCAUUCUGGGCACCUGACCAUCCCAGCUCUUACUCCCCAGUAUGUUGGACGGUAUCAGUGCAUAAUGAACUCUAGUGCUGGGUCUAUAAUAAGUGCACCCGCAACCGUGUCUAUGGCAUAUUUGGAAGAUUUUGCGAACUCCUCAAAAGUCACCUUGGUGGCUGAAGAAGGAAGCAGCGUGAUUAUUAACUGCAGCACUCCCCGCAGUGCCCCCCAUGCUGAGAUGCAUUAUAAAGUCAAAGGGAAAUGGCUGGACCGAUCGACUGAUAAGUACCUGAUCUUACCCUCAGGAAAUCUACAAAUUUUCAGUGUUUCUUUGGAGGACCGCGGACCCUAUAAGUGUGCUGCCUAUAAUCCAAUGACUCACGAGCGAAAGAUAAGCCCCUCGGUCUACAAGCUGUCUAUAAGCGAUCGACCUCAAGAAGAUGCCAGUGUCAUGCAUCCGGUCAUCACGCACAAGUUGUCCGUAUACCUACAUGAUUCUGUGACUCUGGAAUGUGCAGGUGGGGGAGCAAGCGAUUUAAACAUUCAGUGGUAUAAAGAUGGAAACAAUGCUAUGGCAGAUGAUCGGAGGAAACUGUGGUACACCCAUCUAGUGAUUGAGGAUGUGGAAGCCCUGGAUGGGGGUAACUACUCCUGUCAGGUGGGAGCUACACCUUCUGUCAAUUAUACAGUCGCCAUUCUAGAGCGUCCCUCUAUCUAUCAGACCCCUGAGGACCAGUCUGUGGUGCUAGGCAGCGAUGUCAGCUUUAUUUGUGAGGCACAGGGUAUUCCGUCUCCUAAUAUCACCUGGCUGCACAACUCCAAGACAGUUUCUCCUUCAUCACGCCUCCGCCCUUUGGGGAGCAAACUUCACAUUGCCAAUGUGAUGGGGGAAGAUUCCGGGAUGUAUCAGUGUAUGGCGGAUAAUGGAGUAGGAGCAGUACAGACGGCAGCAAGACUCCGGGUACAAUCAGAAUCCGGCUCCAGGCCCACUAUUGUGUUGCCCCCUACAAGUGUGAGCGUUGUGAUUGGAGACUGGGUGACCCUGACCUGCAACGCCACCGGUCACCCCACACCCUUCAUCCGCUGGUUUGACAGCAAUGGCGCAAUUAGUAGUCACCCUUCCCAGAUCCUGCGUCCAAAACCUCGCAAGGCAUCGCAGUCCAGAACUUCAGUCAGUUCCAGCCAGGACCCCGCGCAUGUGAUCAUGUCUCAGGCUGGAUCCAGCUCCUUGUAUAUCCCAGCAGUCACAGUACAGCAUGCUGGGAAAUAUGUCUGUGAGGCGUCAAAUCAGUUUGGCUGGACACGAGCAGAAGCCACCUUGACAGUUGUUCCCUACGAUAUGAGCACGAUACGGUCGGUACUCCCGGUGACACCAGGAGGGUCAAGAUCUGAAGAUGCCAUCCCUACCAGUGCUGUCCCCACAGAAAAGCCUGUUAAUGUUGCCAUGUUACCUGACGCUCCCAUCAUCCUCAGUCCACCACAGGCCACCAAGCCGGACACCUAUUUCUUGGUGUGGCGAUCGGGACGGGAUGGCGGUCUACCAAUAAAUGCAUACUUUGUGCGCUAUCGAAAGUUGGAUGAUGAGGGAAAUGUGGCGGGAUCUUGGCAUUCCAUACGGGUGCCAGCCAGCGAGAACGAGUUCUCUCUCUCAGAACUAGAACCUUCCAGCCUAUAUGAGGUGCUGAUGGUGGCCAGAAAUGCAGCAGGCGAGGGGCAACCAGCUAUGCUGACCUUCCGAACAAGCAAAGAGAAGAGCUCGUCUUCCAAGAACACACAGGCUCCUUCCCCUCCAAUUGGCAGACGUCAUCAAGACAUUCUGCAGGAAAACUUCAACUCCAACUUUGGGCUGGUUCAGGACUCCUUCCGACACAGCAGUGUUCCUGAAGCCCCUGACCGUCCAACCAUCUCUACUGCAUCUGAGAGCUCUGUAUUUGUGACAUGGAUCCCAAGAGCAAAUGGAGGCUCCCCAAUAACCUCCUUCAAGGUGGAAUAUAAGAAAGCAGGGAGGCCCUGGAUGACGGCUGCAGACAACAUUCACCCAUCUAAGCUGUCUGUGGAGGUCUCCAGCCUAGAGCCAGGAGCGGUGUAUAAAUUCCGGGUAAUUGCCAUUAAUACAUAUGGGGAGAGUCGGCGCAGUACAGUAUCCCGACCUUAUCAAGUACCCGGAUACACCAGUCGCCUCCCCAACCCCUUGAUCAUUGGCCCUCAUAUUGACCACACGGAGGCAGUGACGGACACACAAAUCAUGCUGAAGUGGACUUACACCCCAGCAAACAACAACAACACCCCCAUCCAAGGAUUCUACAUCUACUACCGCCCCACCGACAGCGACAAUGACAGCGACUACAAGAGGGAGGUGGUGGAAGGUGAGCUGUGGGGUCAGUCGAGGGGCACAAAGCAGCGACACCUGAUAAGUCACCUGCAGCCCGAGACCUCUUAUGAUAUCAAAAUGCAAUGCUUCAAUGAGCGGGGUGCAAGCGACUAUAGUAAUGUCAUGAUGUGUGAGACUAAAGCGCGCAGAAGCCCUGGGGCCUCGGAGUACCCGGUGUUGGAGCUCAGUACACCAGCUGUCAUAAAGCGAGUUGAAAUGGGCAGCUCCAGCUCCUCCAGUACACCAGCACGGAGCGGAGACAUGCUCUAUGUGAUUGUGGGCUGUGUUUUAGGCGGGAUGGUCCUGAUCCUGAUGAUUUUCAUUGCUAUAUGUCUCCUGAAACACCGGCAGCAGAGUCUCCUGCACAAAUUUGAGCCUCCUGGAUACCUCUACCAAGGGUCAGAUCUCAAUGGUCAAAUGAUUGAAUAUACUACCUUACCAGGAACGAGCCUGAUCAACGGAAACAUUCAUGGAGGAUAUAUGGGAAAUGGAACCAUCACCAAUGGCUGCCCCCACAUGCAUCAUAAUGUCCAUAAUGGAAUGAACGGCAUCAUAAAUGGAGAACUAUAUCCUAAUUGUCUGAAUUCUCUUAAAUCUUGUCCUGACUUUGAGCACUUGCCACACAGUAUCUCCAAUGGCGGUAUUAUUUAUUCAUCUGUACCCCAGGUGGACCCAUCAGAGUGUCGAAAAUGCAGAAACUGCUGCAACAAUAACAGGUGUUUUAACAAAAUCAGUGACUCUUACAUCAGCAAUGGCACAGCCAGGGGUCCAUACCAAGAGGUGGCCCAAGAAGGUAAACCACUCAGUUCUGUGUCAGUGCCUAUGAACUUAACAGCUGGAGAACCUGAGUGCACACCAGAAUUAGAGGGAGACCUCAAAGAAGAGGAUGUGCCGACACACCAUGAUGGGGUGCAAGAGAUUAAAGCCAUGUCUCAUGAAGGUGAUGGUUGCUCCAGUACAAAAGAGGAAUGCAUCAUAUCACCAACUCCUCCUGUCCUCCCCAUUGUCCUAAAUAACUGUGAUGAGAACAAAACUCGGACGUUAGAAAACUCAACCAACGACCUUCAUCAGCAGCUGCCAAUGCCAGAAGAAUGAAGAGAACUAUACGUACUGUUCUUUUCUCUUAUAAAGACCAGCGUCACGUGACUGUGGUCAAGACAACUUCACCUAUUACAAUGUAAAUUGUAGUCGUGGUUUGGGUUGAUCAGGAUGAGUAAAUUACUUGUAUGUACCAAUGCUGUUCCACCUGCCAAACGCCGGUCACAGUACAAAUGACAUCCACCUUCUCCAUUCAGUGCAGGCAGCCAAGUUGUGGCCAGCAAUAGAGAUGCCUUAAAAGCUCUUGAUACAUAUGCCAGGCCAGUAGGCAUAUACAUACAAUUCUGCUGCACUUUACUCUAGGCAUACAGUAAAAAAAUGUAUACUGCACAGUAUAUGUUUUUUAUGUUUUUCAGUGACGUUUUAUAGGCAACGUAUACCACUGCAUGCCUAUACCGUGGCAUAAGUGAGGAACUACAUCCGAGGUAGACCUCUGCUGGAAAUAGCUAAUUUAACUAAUAUCAUACUUUUUUAACCCUGCUUCCUAAUCCGUCACAUGACUUUUGGUGCAACCAAUCAUGACGGAUUUAUUUUAAAUCUCGCCGUUAAGAACCACCUCCCCCCUUGUUAGUCCUAGGUUGAAUGGUACUAGAAGAUGAGUUUGUAACAUUCUGCAGGUAGCAUGGUGUCGAUACGAUCAUUUCUCAGCCUGUGAAUAUAUUGUAAGACUGUCGUGGCCGAGUAUCGCAGGAUGGCGUAUGAGUCAAUGGCAGAGAGAAGCACUUUAGUUCUUACUCUGUCCGUGUUAUAUAUGAUUAAAUUAUAUAAAGAUAUAUAUUUAAUAUUACUUAUGCACUAAACUGACUGUUCUAAUAACCAGUAGCGACCUAAUCCUGUACAGAUGUGUAUACAGCAUGGAUUAUCCAGAUGUGCUCCCGAAGACUUGUUUGUUUUGUAAUUUUUUUUAUUUCUGUGUUUUGACAUGGGAAAAAUCAUAAUAUUCAUCACCCAAAAUGCGGUGCAAUGAUGGUGGGUUAUGUCUGUAGAGCGAAAAUGAAGAAGUGUUAAAUAUAUGGUUCCAAUCGAACAUAUUCCGUUUUAUAAAUGGUAGUGGCAGCCACUUUGUUGGCCGCGUCUUAUUAGCCU